GGCGACGUCGCGCGUCCCCGCCCCAUACAAACACGAUGACUCGUAUAAAUCCGCCCGCCGCGCCGGGUGCGUUCCGUAUCAAUCUGCCCGCCCCGCCCCCCGCCCCGUCCGCCUCCGCAUUUCUGCCCGCCGCCUCCAUCCCAACGACCUCGGCUAGCAGUCUACUGUCACACCUCAGCUACAACACUUGUCACCAUGCAGUACCCUCCGAGCCCAUCGUCGAGUACCACUCGUGUUCCCACCACACCGGUGCCCAACGCGCCCUACAUGAGUCCGAAGGACUUGCCCCCGUCACCAGUCACGCCGACCCAUUUUCUCCCCGGAUACGGCGCACCUGCCGGUGCGCCGUACAUGCACCCCGCGGGUUACGGCGCUGCUCCGGGUUCUCGAGCUACUUAUGGCCUCAUGACUCCGCCCACAACCCCGGAGAGAGCACGCGGGCAGCGUGGGUCCGCGGGCUACACCAUCCACCCGAUGUUCCACCCAAAUACGCUCAGGUUCAACAUCUCCCUGCCGGCCUCGCAGAUUGAGUUCCGGGCGCCGUUCUCCCACCGCAACGUCACGGACAGCUUCGCGUCGCCGCCCGCGCGAAGCGUCUUCGUCAACAUCAUCGGCGUGUUCCAAUUUGAAGUGCGCGCCUCCCAAGCGAGCGGCGUCACCGUCGGGGAUGUCCUCGAAGGCAUCGGGCGGGCGAUGGCGCAGCCCGUCUUGGCCAACGAGUACAACUGCUUCCCCACCGAUGCGCGGCAGCGCGUCGCGGCGUCCGUGCGCACCCCUCGCCGCGUCGACUUUCUGGGCACCAGGGUCCUCUUCAACGCCGUCGAAGUGACGAGCGCGUCGGGCGGUGCGGUCUAUUGCGAUCUUCAGCUCGCCGUCACGGCGUCGUGAGAUGCACGAGGACCCCCGUCGUUAUUCCGUCCUCCCUUCGCCGCCUCGAACGCCCCCCACCUAUCUCGACCCGCGCGGCAAAAAUAACUUCUUUCCGGAUGUGCUUGGUCGUAUGCGCUGGACGCUCGUGCAGUCCCAUUAUUUGUAUCAUCUCGGACAUGCGUUUCUCUGGUCGAUCGUCACUGUAUACAAUCCCCUCUCCUGUAGCUAUUCCCUCCUCUCGGACAUCUCUCACUGUACAGUAGCUAUACCGCCACUGCUCCUUACGAACUAUGGCUUGCAACUGUACCUUACAUAAAGUUUAUAAAUACUACGUUUACAAGUUACGCUCUAGGAACGUCUGACCGGCGUUGCGGUCCUCUUCGGCGCACCCUCAGAACCGUGUCGCCAGGUCGCCGUUGGAAAACAC
Molecule: messenger RNA, 1297 nt
Organism: Fomitopsis serialis
Lineage: Eukaryota; Fungi; Basidiomycota; Agaricomycetes; Polyporales; Fomitopsidaceae
Exons: 2
Coding region: 196-888 (230 amino acids)
Source: RefSeq, a predicted model, not a curated record